Molecule: messenger RNA, 3675 nt
Organism: Drosophila kikkawai
Lineage: Eukaryota; Metazoa; Arthropoda; Insecta; Diptera; Drosophilidae
Gene: bip1
Product: bip1
Source: RefSeq, a predicted model, not a curated record
CCCUUUUGAUACGCUCUCUGGCCGAACCCGAAACCAAGCUUACCACGCCGAAAUAAUAGCUUUGUGAGAACGCGAAGAAAGCGCCAAGCUUUCGGCCGGGAAGUGCCUUCGAGUGACGCACACCAAGCUUUCCGACAGUCGGCGCGCUGAAGUGACGUAGGGCAGAAUGCAGAACAGGGCCGUAGAGCCCCCAACUAAUUAGUAGAUUAGCAGUGACAUUAUAUUGGAUCCCGUGGAAAUCCGUCGCAUUAAUCGGAGCCGCCCAUUGUAUUCAACGACCCUCCGGUAAAAGCUUCCGGACAUCGUUAGUUUUUGAAAAGCACGCGGUCGAAAAGAAUCCGUAAUAAUAACAACAAGGGGUAAGGUUAUUCAACCCACAAGAACAGCUUCAGUGCAGCAGGAGCGACAGAGACAGCGCAGCGCAACAGGUGACAGCAUGAGCAGUUUACGCAUUUGCCAAGCCAUGUCCCUGAAUCCCAAUGCAUCUUUAACCGAAUCCGCCUCGGUAUCGGAAUCUGUAUCCUCGAGGGUCUGUAUGAUGGGCUGCCAGCUGGAGAAUCCCAAGGAGCUGCGUCGCUUUCCAGUCCAUGAUGUCGAUCGCUGCAAACUCUGGCUGCGUCACUUCGGUAUCAGCGAGAAACGCUUGGAUCAGCUCGGCGGCCUGCAAAAGCUGCGCAUCUGCCUCAGACACUUUAGCCACCGCCAAGAGAUGGCCAAGACCCGCAUCAAGAUGACGCCGCUGCGCAAAAGUCCCAAGGGAAUAGUGCUAUCCAAUAACUCGGGCUCAUUCGGAAGCGCAGGAGCAGGAGGAGUAGGUGGACUUCAAGGAGGAGGAGGUGCAGCCAAGACGGUGGUGAACAGCACAACCAUUGGAUUUGUAGACAGUUCUACUAGAGAUAUGGAAAAGCCGCAGCUUCAGACCAAGAACCCGACCAUCAUUAUGCCCACUAUGCCGCAGCGUUCGCAUUCUAUCAGUUCCUCGGCUUCUAGUGAUGUGCAGUCCAUAAAUUCAGACUACGAAGCUUCACUGCCACUGUCCACCUUGGUGGACACCCAAAACGGAAGCAAUAAUCGAACUGAGAAUGGGCAACCGAAGAAGAGGAAACUCUAUCUGAUCACUGAGAAAUCCGAUGAGACCAAUGGCCAUAUUUUGGAGACCAAUGGACAGCCCAAAAAGCGUAAGAUGUUCGUGGUGGUGGAGCAGGAAAAGGAGUCCUCGACUGGCAAGAAACUAAUGAUUGUUACCGACAAGCCACAGGCUGAUCUCACCCAGCAUUUGGAGAAGCUGCUGCCCGAGAUACUGAAUCGCAUACAGGACAAGGACAAGCAGAAGCAGAUCAAACCCACUCCUGUGGUGGCUAAGACCAAGCCAGUGGUGGUUAACAAUCCCACGGUUAUCACCAGACCCCACAUAACGUUGCCGCCCAAAAAGAAUCCCACAAACUUUGUAAAGCUGGCAGCCAUGCCGCCGAGUCCAGUGCCUUCUCCAGUUCAAAUGCCACUUCCAAUGCAGAAUAACAAACACAAGACUAUUGAGGAGGAGGAACCCAUCAAUCCUGAAGAGAUCGAGACUAAUAUUAACCUGUCGCCGGAUUUCCGCUUCCUCAUGAAGAUCCUACCCAAGCUGGAGCAGCUGCCAGAGCCGCACAAGCAGAACGUGAAGCGAUCCAUUCAGAUUUUUGUGGAGAAGAGCUACAGUAUCUACGGCCAGAAGGAUUAAUCAGUUAACCAGUAUUGAAACUAAGAUUUAAUUACCAUUUUUACGGCAGCCGAGUUCCCAUUAUCAUAACCCGCGAAGGGCAUUUUACAUUUUGUUGUCCAAGACUGAAGCAGAACCAAUAUUAAUUAAUUUAAGCAAGGGCGCGGAGCUGGAGCAGCUCCCCCAUUUAGAUAAGUCACUCUACAAAAUUUGAUAUUACCCAAAUGAAUGGCGGUUUCUGGGUAGUUUUUGAAAGCCAUAAACUUAAAGUUAAGAUUGAAGUUCUUUCUAUAUUGAAUAUACGAAAGCAUUUGCUGAGCUUAAAAAGAAAACAAUUCAAGUUAAAUGCUGUUUUACUGGGGGGGAGUAUCUAAGGAAACCUGUAGAAUGGGUUAAAGAAUUGAUGUACCAAAUUUCAGAACGUUUCGUCAAGACGAUUUGGAGUUAUCGACUUUCAAAAUGGAACUUUUCAGGAGAGCAAACUACCUCUGUUAAAAUAAUCAUAACUUCGUCAACUUUGUAAUGAUUGAUGUGAAACUUUGACCAAAUGUUCUUAACAUAUUGGACAUUCAUAAUAAAAAAUAAAAAUAUAUACGAAACAAAAUUUAAAUACCAUAUCCACCCCUUAAUAAAUAACACCUUUAAUUUCUUUUAUCGUAUCUUUUUGGUUUUUUUUUUUUUGUUGUUAUGUUUUUUGCAUUGUAAUUCCAAAGAACUUUAUUUAGUUUGAAAGCAUUUUUUACGAUCUCGUCCUUUCUUUUCUCGUUUGUUACGUUAUAAUAAUAUUUAGUAAGUCUAAUGCGGGUUUAUUUAGUGUGUGGUUGGGUUUAGUUUAGUUAAUACAAUGGUUAGUGUGUGUCAUUACGAUUUUCGUGUAUGUAAUUAAUGCAAGGUUCUGGAUUUUUGGCCAUCCUUUCGAUGGCGUUUUCUAAUUUACACUUCCUUGCAGACAGAAGUUAGUUGUUAUUGGCUUAGUAUCGUUUUUCGUUAGUAAUGCUAUGUGGCUAAUGCGGUUAAUACGCACACACACAACACACAUAUGCAUUUGGUUAAUUACAUAUAUACAGUUAAACAGUUGAUGUUUAAGUUUUAAACACUUUGCUUGCGAAUCGAGGAAACCAAAUUGUGUUUUUGUGUGACCUUUGAUUAUUAGGGAACUUUGUUGCGUGCUUUUAUUGGAUGAGGAGAUUUUCUACAUGAGAGGAGAAAUUUAAUUCCAUUUCGAGUGCUACAAUUAUAUAAUCGCGUCAUAUAAUAUAUAUAUAUAUAUUCUUUUUACAACAUUUAGCAAAUUUCCCACAUAAACUCGUAUAUCGUAUUUUUCGGUUAAGCUUUUUGCCUUCGAUUUAUAGUUUAUAUAAUUUAAUAUAUAUAUAUUUAUUUCGUGUUUGUUUGUUAACUACUUUUUGGUUGUGGCCUACAAUUAGCAUUUCGGGUUAGCGUAUCGAGUGUUUUUUACAUGCUUUUUAUAAGAAAAAAAUAUUUGCCCUUCUACGAAACAUUUAUGUCAUCAUCCUCGGUCUAUUCGUCAAUGAGAAGCAAUCACAAAGUUUUUCUCUAAGUUUAUGUUCGUCGAUUACAAUAGGUAUUUACAUAUUUUUUGUUGUUUGUUCAGAGUGUCAUGGGAUUAGUAGUACUUCAGUGUAAGCAAAACUACAGGCUACGCUUUUGCGGUCAAGUUGAAAAUGCUCCUUUUACACAUCGAGUCAAUCAUGGGAUACUACCGAGUGUGUGGGUUAAAAAAACUGUGUCACAAUUUCUACAAACAGCCUUUUGUUAAACAUGUUAAACGUACAUCUAUACGAAUAUCUGUUAUAUCUGUUAUACGUUAGCAAAUUAGAGUUAUAUAUAUUGUAGUUUAUAUGAGUAUUCUUUAGUUUUUACAUUUUAUAACCUGAGCGCAAUCAUUUUUUAUGGUUCACUCUACCAAUUCGUGACCAAAAAUUCAAAUUUCAAUAUUUUUUUCCAAUUGUCCU